This is a messenger RNA of Eimeria mitis, 231 nucleotides long. RefSeq lists its product as uncharacterized. The coding region runs from base 1 to 231 and encodes 76 amino acids. The record is from RefSeq and is a predicted model, not a curated record. NCBI's taxonomy places the organism in Eukaryota, Apicomplexa, Conoidasida, Eucoccidiorida, Eimeriidae. The transcript has 3 exons.
AUGACGGACGCAGUUGAUUACUAUAGCCUCGAAGGAGGCCGCAAGGCGACAACAGAAGAGGCUGAUUUCCGCAAGGAGAUUCGUCAGGGUUUCAUCAGGAAAGUAUACGGCAUCAUAGCCCUGCAACUCCUCAUCACAACCGGGGUCACCGCGCUGCUGCUCUUCGUACCGGGCGGCGUCGCCUGGGCGAAGCACAGCAGCGGCCCCGUUGUUGCUAUUUCAAGCGUAUAA